AUAUACACGUUGAGCUUCAACAUGAAAGCCUGCGUUGUUUCUGUGUUUUUGUUUCUGCUGGCUACGAACAUUUUCGUCGAGGAAGUUGUUGCAGCUGGAGAAUGUGGAAGGACUCCGAUUAGGUCAGCAGCAGCAAGCCUGAGCCCGUGCUUGAGUGCGGCUAGAAACGUGAGGGCCAAGGUUCCCCCACUUUGCUGCACCAAAGUUGGUGCCUUGAUUAAGACUGCCCCAAAAUGCCUUUGCGCUGUUCUGUUGUCACCUUUGGCAAAGCAAGCCGGUAUUAAUCCCGCCAUUGCCAUUACCAUUGCAAAGCGAUGCAACAUCAGGAAACGGCCUGCCGGAAAGAAGUGCGGAAGGUACGUGGUGCCAUAAGCCAAAGUCAGAGGAGUCCUGCCAUUAGCCAUACAUAUAUAAAAGAGGGACCAGAACAUCCAAUGUCUUUCUAUAUAUAAGACUAUAAGUUGGAAUAGAGAAUAAGAUGUAACGAAGGGUCAUUUGCUAUGCUCUGAUCGUUGACUCUUCCAGGCACACUACCGUUUUACUUUACUUUCAUGUACCAUUUAAUGUGGUGUUCUUGUCCUAAUGUUUUCUUAAUGGAUUAUAUUUCCUAUCCUUA
This is a messenger RNA of Pyrus x bretschneideri (Chinese white pear), 616 nucleotides long. Its product is annotated as non-specific lipid transfer protein GPI-anchored 15. The transcript has 2 exons. NCBI's taxonomy places the organism in Eukaryota, Viridiplantae, Streptophyta, Magnoliopsida, Rosales, Rosaceae. Gene Ontology annotation, biological process: systemic acquired resistance. The record is from RefSeq and is a predicted model, not a curated record. Gene Ontology annotation, molecular function: fatty acid binding. The annotation marks the transcript as partial.